AUGCACAAUAUAAAGGAUCCCACUGCAUCCGCAGAAGGCGUGGAAGAGGUCCGUGCUCUUGAAGAUGCGUGUUUACUCUUAAGGAGGAAAGGUGAUAUGAGCAAUGAAGCAGCCACUCAGGUCUUGAACCUGCUUGCUAAGAUCCCGCUGUCAUACACGUUUUGGAAUUACCGUCGCGACUUUCUCUCCUCCCAUCAAUCUGCAGAUAAUGAACUUACCCUUCUAGUUCGAGAGCACCAUAUAACAGCAAAGGCCUUGGAGAAGAAUCCAAAGAUCUACCCUGUGUGGGAGCACCGGGCGUUUGUUUUCCACAGACUACUUGCGCUUGCAGACGACCCCGAGAUGGUAGAAAAACUUAAGAAAGAGGAGCAUUAUUUUAUUGCAGCGAAGCUGAGCGAAGAUCCGAGAAACUUUCAUGUCUGGAAUUAUCAGCGAAACCUCUUUGACCGCGUGGAUCUUUCCUUUCUGUAUGCACUUCUCAACAAGGACUGCUCUAAUCAUAGUGCUCUUCAUCAGCUGGCUCUUGAGCUUCACAAGAUGCGCUCGGAAGCAUCUGAUGCUGGCAACACCAUGUUUGACCAUGAAGUGCAGAGGUGCCUCGACUUCUUGCGACUCUCGCUAUUACUUGAUCCCAAUUCGGAAUCAUUGUGGCAGUUCUUGAUAAAGAUGGUUGACAUACUCCCUCCAGAGGUGCUGCAAGAGCUCGUUGAGUAUGUCAUUUUAUCCCUUGAACAGGAUGGGUGUUCAUUUCUCCCUCCCCAUAAGCAAUUGGAUGCACCUUCUGCAAAUCAGAUCAAGGAUGUGUACAUCAGACCGCCAGCAUCAUACCUUCUUCUGGCGUCGGAAGACCACAUCAAGGGGGACAUAGAUAAGUGCAAAGCUUAUGCAGAGUAUUGCCUCUUUCACGAUACCUUCAGGAAGGAAAUGUAUAAUAUGCUGCUUCAAACAAUCGUCCACAAUUCUGGGCAGUCAUGA
Messenger RNA from Giardia duodenalis, 975 nucleotides. Its product is annotated as Protein geranylgeranyltransferase/Protein farnesyltransferase. The record is from RefSeq and is a predicted model, not a curated record. NCBI's taxonomy places the organism in Eukaryota, Fornicata, Diplomonadida, Hexamitidae. The coding region runs from base 1 to 975 and encodes 324 amino acids. Gene Ontology annotation, molecular function: Rab geranylgeranyltransferase activity. Gene Ontology annotation, biological process: protein geranylgeranylation. The transcript has a single exon. Gene Ontology annotation, cellular component: cytoplasm; Rab-protein geranylgeranyltransferase complex.